CAGAUGUCCGGAAGUCUGAACCAAUCAAAUUUUUAGACUUUUAGUUCUUUUUAGUUAACGACUGGAAAGCUCUUCCUUUUUCACCGGCCUGCGCAAUAAUUAUAACUCCAUCUUUGCGAAAGACAACCUUAUAUUCCCGGCCAAAAUUUCAGGAAGGGCCAAUUCAUUGGUACGAAAUUACGACAUCGAAAUAGGCGACGGCCAGCCUAGGCACCUAUUAAAACUUGUUCAAAGAUGGCCGCCCUACAGCAGCUGCGAAUAGCCUCAUUCUUCCCCUCCCUUUUCCCGAGGAUAGCAUCGACAAGCUUUCAGCCCUCUUUCCGAUCAACCGUCUUAUAUGCGCAACAUGCGCAACAUGCGCAAGAGUCGCGGCUACCGUCGGUAGCGGAUCUCGCCAUCGCCAUCCCCGCCGCUAUUUCGCAAAUACCGUCGUUGCUGGGUGAUAUAUGGGAAGGCAUACUUCGAGCAGUACCCAAGAAAAAGACGUCGCACAUGAAGAAGAGGCAUCGACUGCUGGCAGGCAAGGCUUUAAAGGAUGUUACAUCAUUAAACAAGUGCCCGGCGUGUGGAGGAAUUAAGAAGAUGCAUACAUUAUGCUCCGAUUGCAUGGGCCGUCUCGGUGGCAUGCUCGAACGAGAACUCAAGAAAAAGGCAUGAAUAUGAUUAGUACCUAAAACUUGGAGGACUAUGGAUAUAUGUGCCUAGUCUCGUAGUUGUACAGAUCAGUUAUGGAAUUGGAAUUCAUGCAUAUCACUGGGGCGUUCUGGUAUAAGGGUCACCAUAAAUUAUGCAAGUUUGUUCACAUGCAAUCGUACCUGCCCAAGGUACCUUAUACCUCCGCUAUAGUAUCAGAGUAUUCAUUGGGAUAAAAUAUGAAACAAAUAUACGACAUGGCUAGCUCAUUAAGGGUGAAAUACAUGUAGAGAAGGCAAGCACGAAAAGCCAAAUGUGUGAUGUAAUCACACUUGAGACAAUCCAUAUUUCGUAGUAAUACAGAAAAAAAAGAAGCCUCUAUAGGUCAGCCUAUCUACAUAGAG
This is a messenger RNA of Daldinia caldariorum, 1037 nucleotides long. RefSeq lists its product as uncharacterized. Lineage: Eukaryota; Fungi; Ascomycota; Sordariomycetes; Xylariales; Hypoxylaceae. The transcript has 3 exons. The coding region runs from base 235 to 657 and encodes 140 amino acids. Gene Ontology annotation, molecular function: structural constituent of ribosome. Gene Ontology annotation, cellular component: mitochondrial large ribosomal subunit. Gene Ontology annotation, biological process: translation. The record is from RefSeq and is a predicted model, not a curated record.